AUGAGGCCUGGCGAUGUCGACCCAACCUGCCACAGGUUAACAAGCCUGAGUUAUGGGAUAUCUUGGGUCUUCAGGCAAAAAGAAAAUACCUCAGCCCUGAUACCUCAGGCUACUCGAGUGUAUACGAAUCUCGGUUGGGUGUAUUUGCUCGGUGGGCGCUACAUCCCUCUCCUCAAGAAUGAGACUAGGCUGGGUCAGGAGUUUCAAUCAACUAUUCCCGGAUACGAGCCUUACUAUCAACUCACCGCCGAUCAUCACAUCCUCCAGCACUAUACCCGUAGUAAGAUGUCACUCCAACUAGGCAAGCCUUCCUUCGGCGGAAAAUUAGUCAAGCCGGUAUCUCGCAACACAGCCAGAACCCUGCACAAAAUGCUGGGUGAUUCCCAGGAAUGGUCUCGAAUCCUCAUACGUGAGACUGCCGGGGCCACUCUCUCCGAAGCGGCCGGAUCUCUAUUUUACGGCCCAGACAUUGCUGCGGAUCCUGAGUUUGGCGAGAGCGUACUGCGGUAUUUGACCUUCUCCAUCGCGGGCAUGCCGAAACUCCAUCUCUGGCCCCAAUGUUUACGGCCGAUUGUCCACUGGCUUCUACCGACAUGCAGAGCGGCCAGAGCUGAGUUGGCAAAGUCGCGCGCCAGAUUGACGCUUCUUCUCGUAAAGCAAAAGAAAGAACGGCAGAAGGCAGAUGACCUAGACCAGAUUGACGUAUUUAGCUUCAUUGAAACACUCCCACCUGACCAGCGCGGUGAUCCCGCCUGUUUGGCUAUCGCGCUGACUAUAGCUGCCACUCACACAACUGCGACUCUUCUGACUACGAUUAUAUACCAAAUCUGCAAGCACCCUGAUUUGAUUGAGCCUCUUCGGGCAGAGAUUCGCUCGGUGAUCCAAGAGCAUGGAUGGACCAAAGCAGGGAUCACAAAAUUACGUCUCAUGAAUAGUGUCAUGAAGGAGACAAACCGGCUGUCGCCUCUUAGUCAGGCUAUCAUGAGGCGGGUCGCCACAGCGGAUGUGCCAUUGAACCGCGACUUGACUAUCCCCAAGGGCGCUAUCACGAUGACAUCGACCCUCGACACCAUGUGGGAUCCGCAGAUUUAUCCGGACCCACAGAAAUUCGAUGGCUAUCGCUAUCUGAAUCUAGCCAAGCAAGACCCAUACUGGAACCGGACCAGCUCCUUCGUCGCAACAAGCCCUGAAAGCCUUGGAUUUGGUCUGGGAAAGGAAGCAUGUCCUGGACGAUUUAUUGCAGAUCUUGAAAUUAAGCUCAUUCUUUGCUAUCUUCUGACGCACUAUGAUAUCAAACUUCCGGGGGGGAUCACUGCAAAGCCUCGAUACGAAGGCGUGUUCCUGCUGCUUGAUCCGGGUGACAUUUUGAUUCGACGACGUCCAGAAGAGGAAGCCAAGUUUCCGGACUGGAGCCAUGACGAUCAAGUCUAG
This is a messenger RNA of Aspergillus fischeri NRRL 181, 1431 nucleotides long. Its product is annotated as cytochrome P450. The record is from RefSeq and is a predicted model, not a curated record. The coding region runs from base 1 to 1431 and encodes 476 amino acids. Lineage: Eukaryota; Fungi; Ascomycota; Eurotiomycetes; Eurotiales; Aspergillaceae. Gene Ontology annotation, molecular function: monooxygenase activity; heme binding; iron ion binding. The transcript has 6 exons.